UGAAUCUGGUAUUGGCGUACGUCAACUUUACUGUUUGAACCGUUGUGUCGCUAUAAGUCAAAACAGCUGAUUAACCAAAACGUAAACAUAAACAAAGAGUUACUGCAGAAGCGUAGGGUACUUCAUUGUGUAACGUUGUAACGGAAAUUAUGUGAUUUCCUUUCGGAUUAUUCUACGAAUGCAAUAUCAAUGUUAACGUAAGGGAAUGCAGACAAUUUAAAAAAAAUAUUUUUAAGUUUAGAGGUAUCUUAAAUCUUUUCUUUUCUAAAGUGGACCAAUAUUUUACGCUUUUUUACGCUGUACGAUAAAUACACAGUCUACAUUACAACUAGCUCCUAGUUACAGACUUUAUUGCGUGCUAUGUGUAAACAACAUAGUCUCUGCGUAUUUAUCGUACAGCGCAAAAUAGUGGUGAUGAUAAAACGUUGUAAAUAUACUACAUUUUUAUACUGGAUGAGCCGCUAAAAUACUAUUUAUACUAUGCCUGGUAGCAAAAGUAACAGAGCAUUACUCCCAUAUGCAAAGAUACUAAUCUAAAACGUAUUAUUUUGUAAGUUUAAUUAUUAACAAGCAUUAUGGAUGAAGGAGGAGAUGAGAGUAUAGAACCUUCUAGUUCGGAACAAACUGAUGGUGCAACUGCAUCGUCAGUAUCUGCACAGAAACGUCACAAAUGGACAAGAUUGUUGCUUCACGCAUCUAUUAUGUGUGGAAGGGAGUUUCUGUACGCAGUUGAAAUUGUUUUGGUCACUCCAAUUAUAUUGCAGCUCGGGAUGCCAGAAAAAUACUACAGUUUAAUGUGGAUGUUCAGUCCAGUGCUUGGGAUCCUGAUUGGUCCAAUUAUGGGUUCCCAUAGCGACCGAUGCAAGUCACGUUUUGGUAGAAGAAGACCUUAUAUAACUGCACUUGUCAUUGGAGCUCUUAUUGGUCUAACUUUGCUUAUCUUUAGCAAAGACAUUGCUUCAAGUCUUGGUGGAGAAAAUGUUGAAAGUCGUCGAGUAUGGGGUGUUGUGGUUGGGGUGGUGGGAGCGCAAAUUAUGGACUUCUGUUUAGACCAAGCAGAGACACCACUGCGUGCUUAUACGCUGGAUGUUUGUACUUUACCUGAUCAACAAAGAGCGGUUGCAAUGCAAACUUUCUUUAUAGGUCUCGGUGGAGCCUUAGGUUUCAUUAUCGAUGGCAUUGAUUGGGAAAAAACUGCUAUUUCCAAACUCUUUGGUUCUCAGAUUAAAGUUGUUUAUAUGUUCGCUGUGGUCACUUAUAUUCUUACCACAAUAUGCAAUCUGUGUAGUAUUAAGGAAACUCCAUGGCACAAGAGAUCUAAACCAUCAUCAUCAAAAUGUAUCAUUCCAUCCCAGUUACCACCAGAGAAAUCAAAUGCAAAUGACAAAUUGGAAGAGGAAGGAAAUAGUUUGUUGGGGAAGGAAAACAAUACCGAUCCAAUCAGUGUGAAUGUUGAAGUGCAUGGUACAGGUAGCCAUCAUGGUACAAACAAUCAUAGUGCAGAUCCACCAAACUCUCGACCAAUCACUUUAUUCCCGAGGAUAUCUAUGAGUAAAGGUCUCUUUAUUUCAAUGUCAUGUCCGAGUGGUUUAAACGAACCUUUGCAAAAUGAUGAAUCAUUAUCAUCGUUAACAACGAGCGACUCAGCAUGUGAUGAUGACAUCACAACUACAAGUGAAGAAGCAAAUGCCGAUGAUUUCUCGUUUUCAGUUCCCAACUUAAAUGUAAAGAACCAGAAGAAUAAUGGAUUGUUAGAUUAUGUAAGAAGCAAACAAUUUCUAAACGCAACUUCGAACAAUCUCGAAAAUCGACAAAGUUGGACACAUGGUGUCACCGAAGUGCAAAACUCGAUUGUUAUAAGCGACAAACUAAAAUCAAACACUGAGAACGAAGGUUUGAAAACGAAUAAAAUAUCAAGUGAAUCAAAUAAUAACAGAACUAAACCGGACAAGCCCUGUAACAGUGAGAAUGGAAAUAUACAAAAAACAUUCACAACGUCUAACGGUAAAGAUGUUGUUAGAAAAUUGGAUUAUUGUGAAGAAAAAGGGAAAACGAAACUUACUGAAGAAAAAGAUAUUUUAAAAAAGAGAGAAAAUGGAAAAAACAAAAAGAAAGAAGUUGAUGAUGACAACCCAGUUUCAUUUAAGCAACUAUGGUUGUCAAUAGUAACCAUGCCUUCUUCAUUACGUUGGUUAUGUUUAGCACAAUUACUUGGUUUUAUUGGAAUGGAAACCGUGUUUCUGUGGUAUACUGAUAUGAUGGGUAGAGAAGUGUAUAAAGGUGACCCACAGGCAAGUGAAAAUUCUACUGAAUUAAAAUUAUACAACGAUGGUGUUAAGAUGGGAUGUUGGGGUCUAGCUAUUGAUUCAAUUGCAAUGGUGGUGUUUUCAGUUGCGAUGGAGAGAGGAACCCUCUUGAACAAAAUACGACUCCGCAAAUUAUAUUCAGGAGGUUUUCUUCUCAUGUUUAUCACGGGACUGCUCAUGUUUUUUUUCACGAACCAAAUCGUGAUCUUAUCCCUGAGUUGGUGCAUUGGUGUGACGUUUGCCAUCAUGCUUACUGUGCCAUAUGUUCUGGUUGGGAAAUAUCAUCAAAACAAACAGUACACGAUGCUUAGUCCCGGUAAGUCAAAACGAGGUUUUGGACUUGAUUGUGCAAUAUUAGCUUGUCAGAUGUACGUUGGUAAUGUUGGAGCAUCAGCGAUAUCAAGCCCUAUAAUUCAUUUAUUUGGCACUGUGAAAGCAAUGUUGCUGAUAAUGUCAAUUUGUCACAUUCUAGCGUUUAUUGUUGCGUAUUUCUUUGUUUUAUAUCCUGGUGAAGUAACGCUCUGUUGCAAAAAAGAAGAUGUAGCUUAGCAAAUGUUUUUAUUCGUUUAAUAUGCAAUUUCUUGUUUCUUUCUAUGUUCCAAUACCUAUGGAUGCAAAGUAUAGUAAGCAGUAUUGUUUCAUCCUAUAUACUCUGUAUACACAAUUUAGGUUUUAAAACACCUAAGCAGAGUGCCUAUUAGAAGCAUUUUAACAAUAUUUCUUAGAGAUUAUUGUUUUUAUAGAAAUGCUUUAGUUAAAACUUGCCAUUCUUCUACACUUUCCAUUAAUCUUGCUUCUUCCAUGAUUAUUGACUGUGAAAUGUUAUUAAAAAUACUUGUACACAUUUUCUAACUAACUUCAGGGUUCUGAAUAUACAUUGUUUGUUACUUCACCCAGUUGAAUGCACGGAAAUUCACUGUUCUGUCCGAAUGUAUUAUUCUCCUAAUGUUAUGUCUAUAUGUAUGUUACUAGUACUAAGACACUACCUUUUGUGAAAUACCAUUCUGUGCUUUAUGUUUUAACCUUUCCAUGCAGUACUAGCAAACAAAGAAAGGUAAAUAUACGUCUUUCAUACUUAAACUGUUAAAGUGUUAAUGUUCUUGUACCACUCGUUUUAUUUUGUUCAUCAAAAAACUUGCCACUUUGAAAAUAAAAUAUAUUUAACACAUG
Molecule: messenger RNA, 3476 nt
Organism: Ciona intestinalis (vase tunicate)
Lineage: Eukaryota; Metazoa; Chordata; Ascidiacea; Phlebobranchia; Cionidae
Source: RefSeq, a predicted model, not a curated record